Messenger RNA from Microtus oregoni (creeping vole), 3178 nucleotides. RefSeq names its product transmembrane and coiled-coil domains 3 (gene Slc9d1). The record is from RefSeq and is a predicted model, not a curated record. The transcript is spliced from 15 exons. Gene Ontology annotation, cellular component: membrane. NCBI's taxonomy places the organism in Eukaryota, Metazoa, Chordata, Mammalia, Rodentia, Cricetidae. Gene Ontology annotation, biological process: potassium ion transmembrane transport; proton transmembrane transport. Bases 619 to 2655 code for a protein of 678 amino acids. Gene Ontology annotation, molecular function: potassium:proton antiporter activity.
CCAGCUAUAGAAACUACUGUUCCCGGCAUGCACAGCGCCGUGCAAAGGCCGAUGGAGCUGUCCACCGGCAGCUUGCUUAAAGGGGCCGCGACUACUUUUCAGCAGCACGUCAGAAGAGCCUGAAGUAAAAAGAGGGCGGCGCCGUCCUCCGUGUCCUGGACCCACGCCGACGAAAGGGAUGUGGGCAGGCCCACGUCUGUCCUGCUGGCUGCGCCAGGAAGCUCCCGACCGGAGACAGUGAUGCUGAGGUCUCAGGUCCAGGGAGCGGCCUCCUCCUUUGGGGAGCAGCAUUUUGCCCUCUGGGCUGUAUACUAGCAGGAAGUUGUCAGCAGUCACAUUUGGGAUGUUGUUCAGUUGCCUGCUGUGGAAAGUGGCUCAGCUGUGCGAGCCCCAGCCUCCAAGGUCAUUCCUUCUCAGGGACCAUUACUGAGCACUGCAGCCACCAGCUUCUAAGACACUGCUGUCACCUGCCUCGUCUUCUUGUCGUCUCAGCUGCACCUGGCACCAAGACCUCCCCACGCCCCAAAACGAGACAUCAGAAACCAGCUGAGAAUGUGCGUGUAAGAUGCAAGCUGGAUGUAGCAGAAGGCCCUGCACCCCGACCCUCGUCCUUGGACCAUGAAGGUCCUGGAUGAGAGCCUCUUCUGGAUGCUGCUUCCGUUCUUUCACCUGAUAGCCAGCGCUGCCGAGCACGAGGAGGUCGCGAAGCAUGCCAUCAAGUUACACCGCGGGAAGGGGGCCACCGCCACCCAGAGGAAGCAGUGGGUCCUGGACAGCUGCCGGAGGCUCACCGGGCUCCUGCGGCAGAAGAAUGUUGUGCUAAACAAACUGAAGAGUGCCAUCCGAGCGGUGGAGAAGGACGCCACACUCUCGGGGGAGGAGAAGCUCUUCCAGGUGCACACUUUUGAGAUCUUCCAGAAAGAACUGAAUGAGAGUGAGAACUCUGUCUUCCAGGCCAUCUAUGGAUUGCAGAGAGCCCUGCAGGGGGAUUACAGAGAUGUGGUCAACAUGAAGGAGAGCAGCAAGCAACGGCUGGAGGCUUUGAGGGAGGCUGCCAUUAAGGAAGAGACAGAGUAUGUGGAACUCCUUGCUGCAGAAAAACACCAAGUGGAAGCCCUUAAAAACAUGCAACAUCAAAACAAGAGUCUGUCCAUGCUCGACGAGAUUCUUGAAGACGUGAGGAAAGCUGCGGACCGUUUGGAGGAGGAGAUAGAGGAGCAUGCCUUCGACGACAAUAAAUCAGUCAAGGGAGUCAACUUUGAGGCGGUUCUGAGAGUGGAGGAAGAGGAGGCCAGUUCCAAGCAGAAUAUCACAAAGCGGGAAGUGGAGGAUGGCCUGGGCCUCAGCAUGCUUAUCGAUUCCCAGAACAACCAGUAUAUUCUGACCAAGCCCCGGGAUUCCACUAUCCCGCGUGCGGACCACCACUUCAUAAAGGACAUUGUGACCAUAGGAAUGCUGUCCUUACCUUGUGGCUGGCUGUGUACAACAAUAGGCUUGCCUACCAUGUUUGGGUAUAUAAUCUGUGGUGUGCUUCUGGGGCCUUCAGGACUAAACAGUAUUAAGUCCAUUGUACAGGUGGAGACACUGGGAGAAUUCGGGGUCUUCUUCACCCUGUUUCUUGUCGGCUUGGAGUUUUCUCCGGAAAAGCUGAGGAAGGUGUGGAAGAUAUCCUUACAAGGACCUUGUUACAUGACACUACUGAUGAUUGCCUUUGGCUUAUGGUGGGGACACCUUCUGCGGAUCAGACCCACCCAGAGUGUCUUCAUUUCCACCUGUUUGUCCUUAUCAAGCACACCCCUGGUGUCCAGAUUCCUCAUGGGCAGUGCCCGGGGUGAUAAAGAAGCAGGUGACAUUGACUACAGCACAGUGCUGCUUGGCAUGCUGGUGAUGCAGGACGUGCAGCUGGGGCUCUUCAUUGCUGUCAUGCCCACACUCAUCCAGGCCGGAGCCAGCACAUCUUCCAACGUUAUCAUGGAAGCGCUGCGGAUCCUGUUUCUGAUUGGACAGGCCCUCUUUUCGCUGGCUGCCAUUUUCCUUUUAUGUCUGAUCAUAAAGACUUACCUCAUAGGCCCGUACUACCGAAAACUGCACGUGGAGAGCAAAGGGAACAAAGAAAUCCUGAUCCUAGGAGUGUCUGCUUUCAUCUUUCUGAUGCUGACGGUCACAGAGCUGCUGGACGUCUCUAUGGAGCUUGGCUGCUUCCUGGCUGGAGCACUGGUCUCUUCUCAGGGGCACAUGGUCACAGAGGAGAUCGUGGCUUACAUCGAGCCUAUCCGAGACUUCCUGGCCAUCAUUUUCUUCGCAUCCAUAGGGCUCCAUGUCUUCCCCACCUUUGUGAUCUAUGAGUUGACUGUGCUGGUGUUCCUCACCCUGUCUGUGGUCGUCAUGAAGUUUGUGUUGGCAGUGCUGGUCUUGUCUCUCAUCUUGCCACGGAGCAGCCAGUACAUCAAGUGGAUUGUAUCAGCAGGACUGGCACAGGUCAGCGAGUUCUCCUUCGUUCUGGGGAGUCGAGCACGGAGAGCGGGCAUCAUCUCGAGAGAGGUGUACCUCCUUAUUCUAAGCGUGACCACACUUAGCCUCCUACUUGCCCCGGUGCUGUGGAAAGCGGCCAUUACAAAGUGUGUGCCAAGACCAGAGAGGAGGUCAAGCCUCUGACAGCGCCAGAUGAUGAGGGACUGGACUGUGGGGCGGGGUCCUCCUUGGGGGGUUGUGAGUCCUGAGAUGGUCUGUUGCUGCUCCCUCUUGCCAGCCUUCCAUCAGAGACAGCAGCAGCAGCAGCAGCAAGGAAGAGCCAGUGUCCUCGUGUUUGCUUGCAUUCAAAACCUCUCCCGUCGUGUUUCUCCGGAGUAAUUUAUUUGCCGUCAGUCAGUUAUGUACAGAGUUUUAACACUGCAUUUUACAAUCACCUGAACUGUUUGCCUGGAUGUGCCUUUUUUUAAAAAAUGAAGAUUAUUAACUUCCUAUUGUUAAUUCAUCAGCCCAUGAGUUUUUGGUAAAGAAGAAUUAGAAAGACUUUUUUAUUUAUUGUACAAUGAUAAUCUGUUGGUCAAAUGUUUGUUAUUGAGCAUAAUGGUGAUAGGAGAUUUUAUUUUGAGCUUAGAUGCUUACUUUUGAUCUUUAAAGGCUUGCUGCUUUCCUGUCACCUGUAACUAUUUUAAAUAAAACAUUUUCAUGCUGA